UUUGGCACUGUCAGCACCACGCGCCAAUAGUCAACGAAUCGCAUCAAACUUUUAAACAUGUCGAAAAUAAUUUUGAUCAUUUCUGCGCUAGUUUGCGUUAGUUGCGCCUGUCUCAUCACGAACUGCCCCCGAGGGGGCAAAAGGGGUGAGAACCCAUUGCUCUCGCUGCACAGCCUGGCUGCAGAGUGCCCUAGCUGUGGCCCUGGACAUCAAGGCCAGUGCUUCGGCCCUAAUAUCUGCUGUGGAACAGCAAUUGGCUGCUUUAUAGGCACUCCGGAGACCUAUAAAUGUCGAACCGAGAGUCUGUACUCUCGUCCAUGCAUCGCAGGCUUCGCCAUGUGUCGAGACAAUACUGGCAGAUGUGCUGCUAAUGGAAUUUGCUGUUCACAAGAGAACUGUCAUGUGGAUUCGUCCUGCAGAAUCAGUGAUGAAUUCAACGAUCGGAAAAUUGGACAGGAAUACUCGAGGCUUUCUCCGGAGAAUGAACAAUAAAACUUGAUCGAAUUGAAAAGCAUUAUUAUUGGAGCAUCGGUGUUGAAUUCUAAAUAAAUCUGCAAAUUGAUGAUUACA
Diachasma alloeum is the source of this 570-nucleotide messenger RNA. Its product is annotated as neurophysin 1. Bases 58 to 492 code for a protein of 144 amino acids. Gene Ontology annotation, cellular component: secretory granule; extracellular region. The record is from RefSeq and is a predicted model, not a curated record. The transcript is spliced from 3 exons. Gene Ontology annotation, molecular function: neurohypophyseal hormone activity. NCBI's taxonomy places the organism in Eukaryota, Metazoa, Arthropoda, Insecta, Hymenoptera, Braconidae.